Messenger RNA from Dichotomopilus funicola, 1206 nucleotides. Its product is annotated as RNA polymerase II-binding domain-containing protein. NCBI's taxonomy places the organism in Eukaryota, Fungi, Ascomycota, Sordariomycetes, Sordariales, Chaetomiaceae. Gene Ontology annotation, molecular function: RNA polymerase II C-terminal domain binding. Bases 1 to 1206 code for a protein of 401 amino acids. The transcript has 4 exons. Gene Ontology annotation, biological process: mRNA 3'-end processing. The record is from RefSeq and is a predicted model, not a curated record.
AUGGCCUACACGGAUGAUGCGGUGCUUUCCAAGCUGUCGGCGCUGAACGAGAGCCAUGAAAGCAUUGCCACCACAGCGCAAUGGAUUAUGUUUCAUCGACGACAUGCAUCCCAAACGGUCCACCUCUGGCUGACCAAGCUGAAGGACCUUCCAAGCUCCAAAAGGCUGAACAUGAUUUAUCUUGCCAAUGAAGUCACUCAGCAGUCUAAAGCUCGCCACAAGGAAGAUUUUCUGCAGGCCUUUUCCCCCUUCAUCGCGGAUGCCACCUCCGUUGCAUACAAGGGUGCUUCGGUUGAUGUCCAAGGAAAAUUGCGGAGGGUCGUGGAUGUGUGGAGGGAGCGGAACAUCUUCGGAAAAGAAGUCUUGGAAGAUUUAAAUAACAGACUGGCAGAAAUCGAUAAAUCACGUCCAACCGCCAAUGUGGCCGGGUUUGGGGGGCAUGCAUUUACCUCCACAGGGCCCUCUAUCCCCUCAGAGCUAGCUACUUUGGUGGCGCCUCAACAAGCCAUCUCCAAAGCCACUCAAUCCACCAAGAGCUCAUUGAACAGUGCCAACACUGACUACGAUAAACUGAUCGAUUCGACAACCACCGAUACCCCACUUCCUGUCCAAGCUGCGCGGCUUAGCGGGCUAUUGAAGACGUUGGCCAAUGCUGAAGGAGCGGUCACGCAAUGCAUCCGGGCAAGGAAGGAUCUUCUCAAAGAACUUGAGAAGAUCGUCACCACAACUCGCGAGGCACUUGAUGCCGACGAGAAGCAGAUGAUGACGCUGAGCGGACGGCGGACGGAAGUUGAGCAGAAGAGACAGGCCGUGGAGACAGCCAUCAUUGGCGGUCUAUCAACAACUGAAGAGAUCUCACCCCAGGGUCACAACUCUGCAAGUCCCGUCCCCGAACCCGACCGCCCGCAGGUCGAGGCUCUCACACCCCCUCACGUCCAGGAUCACGGUGACGACUUUUAUGGAUCCUCGUCUACCGGUCCUGUGGCACAGAAUGGCCAAGGAGUUCCAAUCCACAAUGCACCCACGACCGCCUCAGCCCCGGAUCUCGAGAUGCUCUCCAACCUGGCCUCGCACUACCAAGCUGUGCCAUUGAACGGGAACAAAAAGCGCAAGAUCGACUCAUCUGGGGAGAUCCCUGAUUUGGGAGCAGAUGACGGCAUCGACGCCGACGUCCAGGAAAUGCUAAGGAAGGAUAGUCAAGGGUAG